AUGGCGCAGGACGAUGGGCAAUCCGGUCGCAGCACCUUGGAUCGGGCAAUGGUCCACGUGCAGCGUAUUGUUUCGAAAGAAUCAACAGACGCGGACCUGUAUUUCCGAUUAAAAUACGAUCCAUCCAAUCCAGACAAAGUAACAAUAUCGGGGCUUUCCGGCGAAGAUUAUCGGUCGCUGGAUGAUCUGGAAGUUGCCGAAUUUGGACAGAGUCAUUUGAGGGCAUUUCCGCGCGAACUCAGAGACCUACUUAACAAUGCUCAGAGUUUUUAUACAAUGGGAGUGCUACCGGAAAUUGCUCGAGCAUAUAUGACAGUGGAUGGCGACUUGUAUAUGUGGAAUUAUGAGGACAGCUGCGAUCUUGCGUGCUUUGAUGGGAUUCCAAAUACGAUCACAAAAGUGGCAGUCGCGAAGCCAAAACUUAGAGUUUUUGAGGUUAUUUAUGCUACUACAAUUUGCUACACAAAAACUUUCUCUUCAUUGUCCAUACGUUCCCCUGCUCCUGCUUGUACUGAACUUUCAGUGCUCUCCCUUUUUGACCGGUGUUCGUGCACUUUUCCAACUGCAUUACUUCUCAUUCAUUUACAUGACUUCAUUUCAUCUGUGUACUGA
Molecule: messenger RNA, 612 nt
Organism: Gongylonema pulchrum
Lineage: Eukaryota; Metazoa; Nematoda; Chromadorea; Rhabditida; Gongylonematidae
Source: the annotation of a GenBank genome assembly